Molecule: messenger RNA, 4800 nt
Organism: Pisolithus orientalis
Lineage: Eukaryota; Fungi; Basidiomycota; Agaricomycetes; Boletales; Pisolithaceae
Exons: 21
Coding region: 37-4800 (1587 amino acids)
Biological process (GO): error-prone translesion synthesis; double-strand break repair via homologous recombination
Cellular component (GO): nucleus; zeta DNA polymerase complex
Molecular function (GO): DNA binding; DNA-directed DNA polymerase activity; nucleotide binding
Source: RefSeq, a predicted model, not a curated record
AUUCCUUGCUCCGUUGUGAAAUGAGUUGACCGACCAAUGGAUUUCUCGGCGCUGAGCGGAUCGACGUUCUCUGCCCAUAUUAAUCAGAUCGACUACACCAUGUGUCCUCCGGGGCCACUCGACAAUUCGGCCCUCCCUCGCGUACCUGUUAUUCGCAUCUAUGGCACAUCCUCUGCUGGCGAAAAAGCUUGCGUACAUAUCCACCAGGUGUAUCCUUACUUCUUCAUUGAAUACACCAAAGAGAUGACCCCAGAAAAUGUCAACCGAUAUAUUACUAAGUUGUCCGUCUCACUCGACCACGCCAUUGCCCUAUCUCUCAAGCGUAAUCCAGGCUUCCAGUAUGUACGGGCAAUUACACUUGUCAAGGGUGUGCACUUCUACGGCUUCCACUCUUCGUACUCGCCUUUUCUCAAAAUACACCUCAUCGAUCCUGCACUCACAAAUCGUGCUGUAACACUGCUGCAAACUGGCACCAUCAUGCGAACGAAAUUCCAUGUAUUCGAGAGUCAUCUGAGUUACCUACUACAAUUCAUGUGCGAUUUUGGUUUAUACGGGUGUGGGUGGAUAAAUCUGGGUGAAGUUUGGGAGCGCAGCCCAGAAAUUCAAGAACCACCACCUUCACAGCGACUGUACUCAUUCAAGUUUUCCCCGUACUAUCGUCAAUCUCGGAUGCCCGUUGAGGUCGAUGCGGUUGCCCACCAAAUACUCAACCGCCAUCAGCUUCAAGCCCGCAACGUCCACAACGGAUUGAAUAUUACUGCCCUCCCUCUUCCAUCCGAACCUGUCGUACUGAGCGUUCGUGAAUUGUGGGAGGAUGAACGAAGACGUCGGAUUAGCAAGGGCUUAUCUCCAACUCCAAAGUUACCCAUCGACGCUGGUAAGAUUCCCAGAGGCGGGGGCGGUGAUUGGGUUGCAGAGGCUCGGUGGUGGGAAGAACUCAGGAGGAAGAUAGAAUUGGAAAAGCAGGAUGGCUCAUUCAUGUCUGAAGGUCAUUCCGGCUGGGAGAGGUGGGUUAUGACGACCUUCGAGAGUGUGGAGGUUCUCUGGGAACCUCAGUGGAAGGUUUGGAAGCCAAGCAAAGGUGAUGUGGGUACAGCAGAAGAUGGCAUUUCUCACCCGAUGGAGGGAACCCACAAUCCAUUUGCUCAAGCUUCUCAAGGCACCCCUUCUACAUUGACGGGAAAACCAGAAGAGGCUGAAGUAGACGUGGAUGUGGUAAUACUUUCCAGCCAGGACAUUGACCUGACGACGGCAAGGAACGAAGGUGAAGAUGGCGAGAACGAUGAUACCGAGGAUGUCAUUGAUAGUGGAGAGAAUGAGGAACUGGAAGAUUCCUCACGGAACCUGCCGUUCGAGGGAGAAGUUGUCUCCGAUGAGGCACCCCGAGGAAGUGGAAACAACGACCACACCAUGGGAACCCCCAACCGCUUUUCAAACGUCUGGAAUAGACUCUCAAGAGAGAAACGACCGCGCAGUACUUCGGAGCUUCGUUCAGAACCAGCGACACCGAGAAAAGUUCGAAGGCUGUCGCAACAACUGACCACCCACGACAUUGUGACACGAUCGGCUUCACCAGAUUUCGGACCUGACAUCGAAAGGCUCGAGGCCGACAAUCCGUUCCUGAUCACAAAUGGAGACCAAACGCUACUACCGCCUGUAAAAAAUUCGGCCCAUUCGGAUUGGGUAGGGGGACGACCUGGUACACAUGGAACUUCGAAUGCUCGAGUUCCUCGUGCAUCUUAUGGUUCGUCGAGGGGAUUACAAACAUACCAUCUAACCUCUCGCAGCAAUGGCUAUGUCUACGCAAAUUCUCCACCUCGAGUUGCUGAUUUAUUUAGCUCUAUCGAAGAUCAUGGCUUUCCACGGAAGUUAUAUUCUGACCCCUUCUACUCCAACAGAGAGGACGCCCCUGAAAGACCGUGGGAAUAUGGGGGUCUUGUAUAUAAUCUGAAGGGCGGUGGAGGCAUAGACUUGUUGGAGGAGUGGCAGACAAGUGAAAGAUUUCCAGCCCUCACAUUUGCUGGUAAGGCAUCCGCAAACCGCGUCGGAGGAUGGGAGUAUGCGAGCUGCGCACCAGCUUGUCGACAAAUUAAGGUUUGGUUAAAAGGCCACCCCCUCUCACAGGGAAAGAAAGCGAAGAUGCAAUCACAGGUGUGUUGCCUCGUGACAUCUUCGGACCUAUUCAUCUCUACCCUAAUUAUUGAAGGGCGCACUCAAGCUAACUUGUUUGGGGUGAAUUCGGACCCUAAGAUAUCUGCGUGCAACAACACUCGUAGGGGACAGCACAUGACAUUACUUUCUGUAGAAGUUUUCGCUCCUUCUCGCAGCAACUGCCUACCCGAUGCAAAUAUCGACGGAAUUGCAGCUCUAUUUUACGCUUUUGGCAGUGAUGAUCCAAGCUCGGGUCUUCUUCACCAAGGCAUUUUCGUCCUUGAAAGUGAUCAAACCAACGUACAACGUUUAGGCGCACUCUCUUUAGAGAGUUUUGCUAGUGAACUUGACCUUAUCAAUCGGUUGAUCGAUGUUGUCAUUGACCUGGAUCCCGAUAUUCUGUUGGGUUGGGAGGUGCAAGCCGCUUCUUGGGGUUAUCUCAAUGCCCGGGGGAACCAUUAUGGAUUUGACUUGUGCGAGUUAAUAUCGAGGGCACCAAGUCGCGAAUCGGGGAAUGACAAUCGACGUUGGGACCAGACGUCAACGACCACAUUUAAAGUCGUUGGCCGUCACGUCUUAAAUGUCUGGAGGAUCAUGCGGAGUGAACGCAAUCUGAAUGUAUACACAUUCGAAAAUGUCGCGUUUCAUGUCUUACGGAGGAGAUUCCCCCGUUAUAAGCCAUAUACACUAACAGAAUGGUUUAAUAGCCCUGUUCCAGCUCAUACCUCCCGUGUCUUACGCUACUUCGCCGACCGUACAUCAAUGAAUCUCGAUAUACUGGAAGAGACAGAAGUCAUUACGAAGACAGCUGAGUUUGCUCGUGUGUUUGGAGUCGACUUCUAUUCCGUCAUUAGCCGGGGGUCCCAAUUUAAAGUGGAAUCUUUCAUGUUUCGUAUAGCGAAACCUGAGUGUUUCGUGCUCUUGUCCCCAAGCAAACAAGAUGUCGGGAAGCAGAACGCCGCGGAAUGCGUGCCUCUCAUCAUGGAACCGUUGUCUGGGUAUUAUAACGGGCCACUCGUUGUCCUGGACUUUCAGUCACUUUACCCGUCUGUUAUGAUUGCAUACAAUUAUUGCUACUCGACCUGCCUUGGACGGAUAACCGACUUCCAGGGCCGAAAUAAACUCGGUGUAACGGACCUGCACCGACCUAUUGGGCUACUAGACAAGUUGCAAGAUCACGUUGCGAUUGCGCCAAAUGGUAUUAUCUACGUGAAGCCGACGGUGAGGCAGGGCCUCCUGGGCCGUAUGUUAACCGAGUUGCUGGACACUAGAGUGAUGGUGAAGCAGGCCAUGAAGAACGUCAAGGAUGACAAGGUAUUGCGUCGUACACUGGACGCUCGUCAACUUGGUCUCAAGUACAUCGCGAAUGUAACCUAUGGAUACACCAGUGCCUCAUACUCGGGACGUAUGCCUGCGGUUGAAAUUGCGGAUAGUAUUGUGCAAAGCGGACGGGAAAUAUUGGAGAAGGCUAUCAAUGUCAUCGACUCCACCGGUAAAUGGGGUGCCCGUGUGGUCUACGGUGAUACGGACUCUCUUUUUAUAUAUCUCAAAGGAAAGACGAAAGAGCAGGCUUUCAGGAUUGGUCAGGAUAUUGCGGAUACGAUAACUGUAAUCAACCCAGCACCGAUAAAACUGAAGUUCGAGAAGGUGUACUUGCCUUCUGUUCUCCUGGCGAAGAAGAGAUAUGUAGGCUUCAGUUUCGAGACAUUAGAUGUCAAGACACCUUCUUUCGAUGCAAAGGGAAUCGAGACCAUCCGUCGUGAUGGCGUCGCCGCCCAAUCAAAGAUGACAGAGGCUUGCCUAAAGAUAUUGUUCCGUACGCAGGAUUUAAGUCUGGUGAAGCAAUACUGCUGUCGGACCUGGUCCAAGAUUCUACGCAACAAGGUUUCUUUUCAAAAUUUUAUCUUCGCAAAGGAGGUCAAGAUGGGUACUUACAGCGAGAGAGGGCCGCCACCGCCAGGCGUAGCAGUAGCUGCUAGAAGGAUGUUACAUGAUCCAAAUGACGAGCCUCAGUACGGCGAGCGUGUCCCCUACAUAAUCGCACGUGGCAAUCCCCAUAGCCGAUUAAUUGAAAGGGCUGUGACACCAGAGGAAAUCCUUGCCAAUCCUCACUUGCAAAUCGAUGCAGUGUAUUAUAUCGAAAAGGUUCUUAUCCCUCCACUAGAACGUAUUUUCAACCUUGUCGGUGUAGAUGUACGAGCCUGGUAUGAGGAAAUGCCAAAGGCGAUUGAAGUCGAUCAGCGUGAUCCAUUGGCAUCUUCCCCAAAGAAGCUAAAGACAUUCACAACUAGUAGACUUAACAUCGAUGAACAUUUCUCGAGCACGCGUUGCCUGGCAUGCAAUUGUCCAGCCUUUGUAGAAGGAAUUUGUGAGGACUGCCAGAAUAAUUCUCAAGAAGCCAUUCCCAACCUCUUACGACGGCUGCACAAGGGCGAAAGAAGACUUCUGGACACCCACAAAGUAUGUGCGACCUGCACGGCCAAUGCAUUGGCAGAACCGAUCGAAUGUGUCAACAUCGAUUGCCCUUGGUUAUACGAGCGCAAUAAAGCGGAACGAAAAGUAGACUUUCUCGAGGGACUGCAAGCAGUGGUUGAAGACCUUGAUUUCACGGACAACGAAGACAUCCAUUGUACAGAACUUUCCCUGUAG